Messenger RNA from Gigantopelta aegis, 5835 nucleotides. Its product is annotated as zinc finger protein ZFAT-like. NCBI's taxonomy places the organism in Eukaryota, Metazoa, Mollusca, Gastropoda, Neomphalida, Peltospiridae. The record is from RefSeq and is a predicted model, not a curated record. Bases 92 to 4162 code for a protein of 1356 amino acids. The transcript has 16 exons.
UUUAGCCGCAAGUGAAAAAUGUGUAUUCAUGAUUUGUGUUAUUAAAUUGUCCAUACAAAAAUAUUUGCGUCAGUGAAAGGUGAAAGGUUGAAUGUCAACACAUUGCUUUGUGACAAUGCCACUUGACACAUUUAUUUGUGGAAAUUGUCAAGGUGCCUUUAACAACAUCAAUGUCUUCAUGGGUCACAAGAAUGAGGGAUGUGCUUCACAGCAACCAGAAAUCAUCCAAGUUCAUGUUAAUGACUCAGGAGAGAUAACCGAGAUUACAGAUGCAGACAAUAUCACUGGGGACCCGCACAGUGACACAGCGUCUGCUCUGCAGAGUCUGUUCAGUGAUGGGAUUGACCACGGCGUCACACUCGAGUCGUUUGAGUCAGAAGACGGCGGCACGCAGACCGUUAUCAUCCUCAGCAACCCCAUCGACGAAGAGCCAAGUCAGGAGACCUCGCAACUCAUCCAGACAGAGACUGCCGCACUUACGCCCAAAACUGGAAGGAAACCAGGUCGUCCACGUAAAGGUCAAGGUAAAACUCCAGUUGUCAGUGCAUCAAGGGAGACUGAGAAACCAACUGUUCCAGAGAAAGACAAAGAUGGGAAGCUGCACUGUGUACGAUGCAAGCGGAUGUUCACGAAAGAGAGACAUUUUUCUACACACAAGUGUUUGGCUUCAUCAGAUUACAUAGACAUCACCCAAAAGGAUGCUAUUAAGAUGGAAGCUGGAGAAGACAUCGACCUUGGUGACGAUGACAGCGACGAUGCCGGAGCUGUUGAAGAUUAUGCCAGCGACGAGUACCGCAUGCCCAACCACGUCCACGCUGACCCCGACAGCGACAGUGGCACUGUCCAGAAACUUGAGGUGUGGACGGAGACGGACCCGGACAGCAGCGUUCCAGAGAAGGCCACCGACUACAUCGAGGACAUCCCGGUGUUCAAGAACGAGGCCGAGAAGUUUGCCUUCGAGCAGCAGCUCAACGUGGACCUGAGUUGUGUGGACGGCAUGUUCAAGGUGCACCUCAUAGAGCAGAACCUCAAUGAACAGGCUGAUGUGAUGCGCAACGUGUCGGGAUCGCUCUCUCUCUACAGCUGCAACGUGUGCGAGAAGGUCUUCAAAACACUGUCACACAUGCGGCUCCACUGUCUCAUACACACCGACCUCAAGCCCUUCAAGUGUACAGAGUGCGACUACUCAUCAAAUGCAAAAGGUAAUUUGUAUACACACAUGCGGAAGCACACUGGUCAGUUCUACAAGUGUAAGAAGUGUUCGUUCCACUCGGUGAACAAGAGCCACCUGGUGGAGCACGAAUCGACUCACAGCUCGAGCCGACACCAGUGUGCCCUGUGUAAGAAAGACUACAACACUGUCAAGUCACUGAUCAACCACAUCCGCAAGUAUCACCCGUUCUCAGCCAUGGGUAGAGAAUACUUGGCCUCAUUUCUCAAAGGACACCAGAGAGGAGCAACGAUUAUCCACCAGUGUCACGUGUGUAACCGGAAGUUCAAAAAGAAGAUCGACCGAGACCGACAUCUGUUUGUGCACGACAUUAAAGACCUUCCCAACAUCCAGCAUUGUGAACUGUGUGACUACAGCGCCAGUCGACGCGUGUACCUGGAAAAACACUAUCAGAAACACAGAGUUAUUUACAGGUGUUUCAACUGUGAGAGCAAGUUUCCGAGUACGAUCCGCCUGAUCGACCACCUGACAAGCGCCCACCUGCAGGACGACACCAGCCAGUGGGACAGUCUGUUCGAGAAGAGCAUCGACAACAGUCUGUACCUGCCCGAGCCCCAGGACAGUAUUAAAAACAAGCACGUCAACAUCCCCGACGAACUGAAAGAGGUGGCCGUUGAGAACAUCCCCGACGAUGUCGUCCUAGGUGCGGUUGACGACUCAGAUUUGUCUCUCAUCGGCAAGUCGGACUUGAACGAAAGUCUGGGUUCGAAAAAUAACGAAAAUUCCAAUGAUGGUGAAUGCAAGAUGACUACGAACGGUCUUCUUCAGUCUUUACAAAAACCAGUUUCAGAAGAACUGGAAAACACGUCUAAUGAUAUCAUUAAAGCUAAUACUGGUUUGGAACCCCAAAUGACUUCAGAAGAGAAUGUGCAACCAUCUCUUCCUGAAGACAGUGAUAAAAACAAUUGUAGUUUGAAUACAACAUCAUCAACAAUGGUUGGUGAUGGUGAUAAAAAUAACUCUAAUUUCGAAACGUCAUCAGCCUUGGAACUAAAUGAACAAUCUUCUAUUGCUGACAAUCCCGAAAACAAUAAUUCCAGUUUUAAAAACCCACCAUCUUUUGAGCUCACUGAAAACCUUUCUACGGUGGAAGAUUCUGAUAAAAACAGCGCCAGUUUUGAAAAACUGUCAACUGCAGAAUUGAAAGAACAAACUUGUACCAGCAUUUUGCAAAAUACUGAAGGCUGUAACCCACAAGCAGAAGUUACAAACAUUGAAAAUGAUUUGUCUGAACAGCUAGUUGGUAAAGAGCUUGAGGAAAAAAUUGACGAAAUUUGUAACAAAGAUGCCACCGGUGACGAUGUACUGAAGAAAGACCACGCAGUGGAUCUUGAUGAGGACAGUGCAGGAACAAACGACCAAGAGAAAGAGAACAUUGACAACAAGGCCGCCACUGGCACGGACAAAGAGCUGAAAGACUUCAUAGAGAAACUAGGUUACCGGAACAUGACAAUGGAGAUUUUUCACAAGCUGCGUGAGACGUUUGGAACAGAGGAGUGUGAAUUCUGUGGUAAACUCUUCUACAGUAAGACGGACUUCGAGCCACACGUUAGAACACACACAGGAGACAAACCUUUUGUGUGUGACAACGACAGCUGUUCGUUCCGCGCCAUCAGCAAGGAGAUUCUGCGACAGCACGUGGACCGCGAACACGGCCACGUCCAGUUCCAGUGUAAGGAGUGCACGUUCGUCACCAACAGCCGCAGUCAGCUGUGGAGUCACCACCUCAAACACCUCGGCAUCACCGGGCUCGAGUGCGAAAAGUGCAAACAGAAGUUCAACAGCCUGAAAGUUCUCCGAGGUCAUCUGUUGCUGGUGCACCCUGAGAUUGACAAGGAGGAGGUGGCUAGGAUGACAGGAUAUCAGCUAAGCCACACCCACAAGAUCCAGGGAAAGCUGGGACGUCACACUUACAAAUGUCCUUACUGUGAUCGUGUGUUCACUCGGGCCAACUCAGAACUGCAGAAACACCUGUGGAUGCACGAGGGCAUCAAGCCGUUCAAGUGUCCCAUGUGUUCGUACGGCUGCCGGAGUAAAAACAAUCUCCAGAACCACAUGCUCCGCCACUCGGCCGAGAAACCCUUCCUCUGUAAUGAGUGUGGCAAAGCGUACAAGUCGCGCACAGCUCUACGCUGGCACGUCAAGUCUCACAAGCACGGCAAGCUCUUCAAGUGUGACAAAUGUCCUUAUGAAGCCACACAGAGAAGUCAUCUGAAACGCCACCAGGAAACUCACGAUGUCUUGAAGCGUUUUGUGUGUGCUCACUGCGACUAUUCGGCCAACACGGUCGGCUACCUCAAGAUUCACUACGCCAAGGCUCACAAGGGUCUCGCGUACGUGCCGAGUGUGAGGGCGCCACCGAGGAGCGUCCUCGUCGACUCGCGCGUCUACAAGUGCCUCAGCUGCGAGUACAUCUUCGGAAACCUCUCCGACCUGAAGCGCCAUCUCAGAAUACGGCACCAGGUGCAGGUUCAGGGAAUAACAGAUCUCGAUCAAGUGCAGAUUUCAGAAGUACAGGUUAUUCAAUGUGCUGAGGAAGAUGCCAUCAUUGACGAGUCUUUCGAUGCGGUCAACUCUGUAGAGAACACACAACAGAUGGACGACAGUUCCAAGAUGGAUGAGAAGACUGCAUCAGCCGUGAAUCUGCUUCAACAAAUCAUCGACAUCUCGCAGCAGGGAACCAGUACAGAGCUUGAGCAGCAGGAGAUUGAGAUGAAGUCGGACGAUGGCCAGAUGGUGGCCGUGCAGGCCGAGGACGGUCAGAUGAUGGUGGUCGACCCCGAGACCAUCAUCGUCCAGCAGGACGGGGAACAAGUGAUCCUCGCCGAUGGCAGCGUGGGGCCCGAUGGGGGAUAUGUCAUUCAGUAUGUGUCACCAGGAGAAUCACUGCUGGAGGAAAUAUCACUGGAAAUACAGUCCACUGAUUCUUAGUGAUGAAUCAAUAGGAGUCACUGCUGGAGGAAUUAUCACUGGAAAUACAGUCCACUGAUUCUUAGUGAUGAAUCAAUAGGAGACACUGCUGGAGGAAAUAUAACUGGAAAUAACAGUCCACUGAUUCUUAGUGAUGAAUCAAUAGGAGUCACUGCUGGAGGAAAUAUCACUGGAAAUACAGUCCACUGAUUCUUGGUGAUGAAUCAAUAGGAGUCACUGCUGGAGGAAAUAUCACUGGAAAUACAGUCCACUGAUUCUUGGUGAUGAAUCAAUAGGAGUCACUGCUGGAGGAAAUAUCACUGGAAAUACAGUCCACCGAUUCUUGGUGAUGAAUCAAUAGGAGUCACUGCUGGAGGAAAUAUCACUGGAAACACAGUCCACCGAUUCUUGGUGAUGAAUUAAUAGGAAUCACUGAUGGAGGAAAUAUCACUGAAAAUACAGUCAACCGAUUCUUGGUGCGGAAUCAAUAGUAGUCACUGCUGGAGGAAAUAUCACUGAAAAUACAGUCAACCAAUUAUUGGUGCUGAAUCAAUAGGAGUCGCUGCUGGAGGAAAUAUCACUGAAAAUACAGUCAACCGAUUCUUAGUGAUGAAUCAGUAAGGAGUCACUGCUGGAAGAAAUAUCACUGGAAAUAGUGUCCACCGAUUCUUGGUGCUGAAUCAAUAGGAGUCACUGCUGUAGAAAAUAAUGGACUCUGCAAGGAACUGAUGUGUGAUAUGAUAUGUUAUUCAGUAUGUAACACAAGAGACAAUACGGAAAAUUCCACUGGGAAUGCAUCCAUCCGAUUCCUAGUGGUAAAAACAGUGGAAUGUGUUAACAAGAACCAGAAACACAUUCAGUUCACACGCAUUCUUUUACACAAGACUCAAUAGACUGGUUUUUGGAAUCUAUAUUGACACAAGUUCUGUUACAAAAGACUCAGUAGACUGGUUUUUGGAAUCUAUAUUCACACAAGUUCUGUUACAAAAGACUCAGUAGACUGGUUUUUGGAAUCUAUAUUCACACAAGUUCUGCUACAAAAGACUCAGUAGACUGCUUUUUGGAAUUUAUUUUACAUGUGAUAGAGCGGAAAUCAUCAAAUAGUAUUGUUAAACACCAAUUAUAUUGCAAUUCAAUGCUUACACAUGUAAAAAUGCAUCCACAUUUCCUCUUGUUAGAUACCUUUUAAGGCAACUUGUAUUAUAAAUGCUAGCUAACAGCCACUUGUAUGCAUGUAGUUUCUCUAUUUAUUGUCUAUUUAUUAUCAAGACAAAGAGUUUUUCUAAGUACAGUACUAGGGUAUGUUUAGGAGGACAAGUGAUUGUGUUUACUCAUUAAGACUGGUUUUUGUGCCUAACCUGAGAUGAAUGUGAUGUGAUAGACGAUGAUGGUACCAGUCAAAUUGUUCGUGAAUGCUCCGACUUCCGAACAGGCCACUCUUAGUUUCCAACUGUUUUCAUUACAAUGACUGAGCAUUAUAAAACUAAAUCUGGCGAAUACAAUGUGUUUGCCAGAAUAAGAUUCAUACAAAUAAUAAUUUCUGGUGAAUAAUUAGACACUGUCAGAUUGUGUUAAUUUAUUUUAUGCAACACAGUUACUAGUAUUAAUCCAUUAUAAAUACAUUUGUGUGGCCAAGAAAAUUUACAUUCUUUAUUUAUUUUCUACCUGUACAAUAAAACCAAAACAAAACAGUA